This is a messenger RNA of Hyposmocoma kahamanoa, 2921 nucleotides long. It is a transcript of the gene Psn, whose product is annotated as presenilin homolog. Gene Ontology annotation, molecular function: aspartic endopeptidase activity, intramembrane cleaving. Lineage: Eukaryota; Metazoa; Arthropoda; Insecta; Lepidoptera; Cosmopterigidae. The coding region runs from base 16 to 1461 and encodes 481 amino acids. Gene Ontology annotation, biological process: amyloid precursor protein catabolic process; membrane protein ectodomain proteolysis; amyloid-beta metabolic process. The record is from RefSeq and is a predicted model, not a curated record. The transcript has 9 exons. Gene Ontology annotation, cellular component: perinuclear region of cytoplasm; neuromuscular junction; dendritic shaft.
ACAGAGGAUUGAUGAAUGAGUGAGUCCAGCAGCGAUAGAGAGGAGGCGACAGAGUACACGGCACUAAUGGACGGGCACAUCGCCGAAGCGCGACCUGAUAGGGAGAUUGCUGAACGGAUAGCAAGAAAAAGGAAAACUAAAUCCGAAAGCCAACGCACUUACGGCAGUGUGGAGCAAGCAGAGACCAGUGGACCAACAGCAUCUGGAAGUCGUGAAGGUGGUGGUGGCCCCAGCAUUCCACCACCUGAAGUACAGCUUGAAGAGCUUGAGUUGAAGUAUGGGGCACGCCAUGUCAUCAAGCUCUUUGUGCCCGUCACACUGUGUAUGAUUGUUGUUGUCGCAACUUUAUCCUCAGUUCAAUUCUACUCAAUUAAAGAUGUUUAUUUAGCGUACACACCAUUCCAUGAAGAGAGCCCAUCAGCAGUGACCAAAGUAUGGAAUGCUCUGGCCAACUCCAUGAUACUGCUCAGUGUGAUGGCACUGAUGACUGUGCUACUCAUUGUAUUGUAUAAAAAAAGAUGCUACAAGAUUAUACAUGGAUGGCUCAUUUUAUCAUCUCUUAUGCUGUUGUUCUUGUUCUCUUAUUUGUAUAUCGAGGAAGCACUGAGGGCGUGCAACAUUCCAAUGGAUUAUAUAACACUAGCAUUCGUAAUGUGGAAUUUUGGAGUGGUGGGCAUGAUAGUGAUCCACUGGAAAGGGCCUCUGCGGUUGCAGCAGGCAUACUUGAUCUUCAUUGCGGCACUUAUGGCGCUCGUGUUUAUCAAAUACUUGCCGGAGUGGACAACUUGGGCAGUGCUUGCUGUUAUUUCUAUUUGGGAUUUGGUGGCAGUGCUAACACCAAAAGGACCAUUAAGGAUAUUAGUAGAAACAGCGCAAGAAAGAAAUGAACCCAUAUUCCCAGCCUUAAUUUAUUCAUCAACGGUGAUGUACUGCCUGGCAGCGACGACGACGGCGGGCGCGGGCGAAGGUGAGCGGUCACGCGAGCUGCGCCCCCUCAACCCGCACGAAUCGCGCGAAGAGCCGCCGGUGGCGUCGCCGAGCGGCGACGGAGGCUUCGACGCGGCGUGGGUGGCGCGUGCGCGGGACUCGCCGCGGCGCCUGCGCGUCGUCGGCACGGCCCCCGCGCAGUACACCACGCGCGUCGACCGCCCGCCGCCGCCGCAGCAACUGCAGCAGGUUUUCGACGAAGAAAAAGGUGUAAAGUUGGGUCUGGGCGAUUUCAUAUUCUACAGCGUGCUGGUGGGCAAGGCGAGCUCGUACGGCGACUGGAACACCACUCUCGCCUGCUUCGUGGCUAUACUUAUAGGAUUGUGCCUAACCCUUCUCCUACUAGCUAUUCUGAAGAAAGCACUACCAGCCUUACCCAUCUCGAUAACCUUCGGCCUCAUCUUCUACUUCGCAACGCGCGGCGUGGUGAAGCCGUUCGCGGAGGCGCUCGCCGCCGAACAAGUUUUCAUAUAGUUAACUAUAGGUACUUAGACAAUUAUUAAAUGUUAACUGUGUUAUAGAUAUGUAUUGAAGCUGCUAAGGUGGUGUUGGUUAUAGUAUGACCGUUCAAGCUAAACCGUGUCUUUUACAGGGUUAUUUGCAAAAUACUAACAACCUCACAGGACUAUAAUAUAUUACUAACAUCAUAAACAACAACUUUUGUUCCAUGUCUUUUUACUUUUUCAGUUUUUGUUGUACAUGUUAUCUGACACUUUUUAGGUCUGUAUUUGGUAGUAAGGUAGGAAGUUCAAUUAUGCAAGAUGUUUAAAGCAUAGGUUCUCGUACUUUUUGGCUUAGCGCCCACUUAGGCAAGAUAAACAUAUUUCAACGCCCCCCAACACCAAAAAAAAAAUUUAAAAUACGUAUUUUUUAACACAAAAAAUCACUAGGAAAAGAAAUACGUCUGUAGUGUAGUCUAUAUAGAUGAGGUUUUUUUUUCAAAUGCGCUAUCACCCCCUGGACAGUAUCAACGCCUCCCAAUUGCUUCCGAGGCUCCUACCUCUCUUCCUCCUUUCUCUCUCCCCUAGGACUCUUCACCUCCUGCUGGGAAAGCAUGGUUUUAGGUGCUCAAUUUAAAUAUUCUUAUUUUUGUGUGAAAGUAAAAUCAGAUCAAUUAUUAAAAGUCACGGAACAAAAGUUGUUUACGUCACAAAUAACCCUGUAUAGAUGCGCGGAGAAGAAAGGGAUGGCUUUGAUCUGUUGAUGGUAAAUUUUUGUAACUUGUUGCUCCACUAGAUAAAAAAAUUGUCAAUCGACGACAAAAGAAAUUAAAUUGACAUUCGUGUAAUGAACUGUUUGUUAUGACUUGACAAUUAAUAACAGCGGAGUUGACGAACGACUCACCGAGCAAAGUGCAAAUAAGUUCUCUUAAUAUAUCAUCACAACCAUGCCUAAAGCCAGUUCCACACGUCAUGUCAUGUAGUGCUGUCACGGCAUUACAGAUAUCUAAAAAACCUUGAGCCACAUUGCACCGUGGGACUAAGGCGCGGACUAGCUUCACACGAUGAUACACUAAGCAGUUUAGUGUGGUAUGCUGCUUUGUCCUUAAAUACCCUCUAUCAAUUCUGGUAGGUGAAAAACUGCUCGCGCUUGCUUACAUUUAUUCUCGAUGAUAAACCUGUCGAAAAAAAUGAUUUUACCAGUUUUCCGCCUAGCCUGACCCACUGUCACGACGCGACGAAUCAAUUAAUCGAAAUUUAGUCAUAAUGAUUUUUUAAAUUUUAUUAUUUAUUAGAUACAGAAAAUAAUCUCAGUAUUGAGUACUAAAAAACCGACCUCAAAAAUCAUACAUCCCCUCGUUUUACAUCCUUAGAUGUGGAAUAUUUUCUUCAAACUCCUAGGGUACCCUCUUUUCAACAAAAAAAAGAAUCCUAAAAAUCGGUUCACGUAUUUUUAUUACACAUUCACCACGUAUUUUUAUUUAAUAAACCAGA